CCUUAUUAACAACGGAUGAUUUUUUGUAUAAAAUUCUGAGUUUUAAAAUGAUUAAAAAACUCGUUCAAGUUCUAAUAUUUGCCGGCUAUUGGUUAUGUUCAGUACCAUGUCUAUUGGCUGAUCAAUCGUAUUGUCGAACAUUGUUAUAUGAAGCAUGAGGUCAAGAAAAGAGUACGAAAAAUAACUAUAAAACGUCAACUGGAACGUUUAGAACGUGGUGAGAUUGAUAUACAUGAUGCUCAAAAUCUUAAAACUUUCACUAGAGCCGAUAAACCUAAAUCAAAAAGAUGUAAAACGCCAUCGGGUAGAAAAACAAAACCUACUGAACUGAAAGUAUUGAAUGCAAAUAAAAAAUCAACGGCAAAAAGUUCAGUUAGAAUUAAUGAAAGUGCAAAAGAUGCAAAAGUAAAGGCGAAAGCACCUUUGGAACCUUCAGUCAGCACAGAACUACCGCCUAUUACAAAUGUUCAACCAGUUUCAGAUUUACCACCUUAUACAGAUGAUAUGAUUUUAUUGGAAAGAGAGAGUGAAUAACAGAGGGAAUAUUUAGUUAAAAGAAGUAUUUUUAUAUUUUUUUGUUUUUUUUUUUUUAAUUUUUUUGUAUAAUUUUUUAUAAAUAAAUCUU
Molecule: messenger RNA, 625 nt
Organism: Lucilia cuprina (Australian sheep blowfly)
Lineage: Eukaryota; Metazoa; Arthropoda; Insecta; Diptera; Calliphoridae
Exons: 2
Coding region: 148-534 (128 amino acids)
Source: RefSeq, a predicted model, not a curated record